AUGGAUACGAGUGAAGUCGUCAAUGGAACGUCGCAGGCCCGGCUGGCGAUUCCCCGCCGCUCUAGCAUCGCCCUGCUCGAGCUGUGUUUCGGCAAGAUUAAAUUUGAAAAGAAAAUCAACGACAUUUCAAAGGGCGUCGAUGCCAUCCAAGCUUUCCUUGAGACCACACACAGGCCACCACCAGCCGCGGAAAAUCGAACUGACAGGAGCUUGAUAUCAGUUGACAACCAACUUGAGACGGUGAAACAUGAAUCCCAGGGGGCGUCUCUCUGCGCACCUGGGAGCGAUACCCACUGGGACCACUCUGCACACAUUAUUGAUUUUAUCAAAACAUUUGUGGAACAUAUAGAGCCAGCAUAUGUCGGCACUGAUGGUGGCAAGGUGGUAUUAUCAUUGAAAACUCUUCUUAAGAGUCUUGAAAACCCUAAGAAUUUGGUCAUUCCAAAAGCCAUGGCUCCAGCACCGGGAGGUUCCUCUGAGAUGCCUCCAUUGGCGGCUUCCGUGGAGAUACUACGUUGGGCUCAAGCCCAUCAGACCAAUGCAACUGUGUCUCGAAUGUCGCAUGUGCUUCCUCUUGAGCGGUUUGCCGAUAUAUGUCGAAAGGUUUAUUUUGCAAUCGAUGAUUUCAAUGAGAUAGAUUUCAUUCUGUCUAACGGGUACAUGUACUACAUCUUCUGUGAGCAUGCAGCUGGAUCUGGACGGGAAGACUACCUGGAAUACGGCAAGCUUUGUGAAAAGAACAUGUUCAAAGGUUUCCAGAGACUCCCGCUUCUUUUACCGUCAUCCAUGGAAGUCAUAGCGGCGCUAACGCUUGGGGCAUUCAAUGCUGUUGAAAACUCCAAGGCCUCGCUAGCUUGGAGCUUUAUAUCCGUUGCAUCAACUCAGUGUCAAACUCUUGGAUACCACCGUAGCCCACCAGGGCGGUCUCGGGGAACAAUAAAUUCUCUUAGAGCUUCCCAGGAACGACUGUUCUGGUCGGUUUAUAAGCUUGAUAAAGGGCUAUCUCUUCGCUUUGGGCGGGCACCGAAUAUUCUUGACACUGAGAUAACGCUACCCUUUGAGCAAGAUUUACCGAGACCCGUUCGAGUGGCGAGGAUUCAAGGUAACGUAUAUGAGCAGCUGUAUAGCCCAGCGGCCAUAUCUGUUGCAAAUAAUAGUACGCGGAUCCAUCACGCGGAGCAGCUUGCUGAGCAGCUGCGAAGUUUAAUCGCGGAAACAUAUACCGAACUCAACGCCGUAGAGGCAAGUGACGAACCUGUUGUAUCGUUGGACCCAUUGCGGGACUAUCACCUGCAGUGCGACUUGGUCUGCUUGACUUCGUUAUUGACUCUCAUUUUGCGUGCCGUACCUCUUCCUCUGGAACCUUUGGAUGGUUCAAUAAACAACUACGUAACUGCUGCUCGCGAGGUCUUCGAUAUUCACCACAAAUGUAUGUUGGGUAUUAAAAAACGUGGAAUUGGCUGUUCAAUGAACAGAAAGUAUAUAAACUGGGCAAUAGUAAACACACCGUUUGUUCCAUUUACCAUCCUAUUCACGCGCGUGAUCCAAUUUCACGACGUGGCUGAUUUGGCUCGCUUGAAACGCUUCACAGAUUCUCUCUGUCCGGAUUCAGCUGGAUCGGAAUCUAUAACACAUCCUCAUCAACUCUAUGAUCUGCUUUGCCAGGCUGCGCAGCUCUAUAUGAGAACUAAUGCUCUUUAUCCAUCUGACACAUUUUCCUCGCUUAAUGAGGAUCCUUUCCAAGCUGCGGAAUCGAGUUUGGUGGAUAAUAGCAUCGAGAUGGCGAUGGAGCAUGGAAAGGGACUUGAGGAGAACAUUUCGCAUUUUGAUAACUUGGACGAUUGGUUUCAAGGGAAUCAGCAACUCAUGAGUCUGCUUGAGGAUGCACCUUUCUAA
Messenger RNA from Clonostachys solani, 1896 nucleotides. The record is from the annotation of a GenBank genome assembly. NCBI's taxonomy places the organism in Eukaryota, Fungi, Ascomycota, Sordariomycetes, Hypocreales, Bionectriaceae.